This is a messenger RNA of Amphimedon queenslandica, 739 nucleotides long. Its product is annotated as F-box/WD repeat-containing protein 7-like. Bases 73 to 672 code for a protein of 199 amino acids. The transcript has 8 exons. NCBI's taxonomy places the organism in Eukaryota, Metazoa, Porifera, Demospongiae, Haplosclerida, Niphatidae. The record is from RefSeq and is a predicted model, not a curated record. Gene Ontology annotation, molecular function: protein binding.
UUAUUAUUUGUGAAGGUGUGGGACUUGGCUACUAACAAUGUCGGAUGGAUCGGUGCUGCCUGUAGAGCUACGAUGGUUGGCCAUUUACACACUGUCAGAUGCUUACAGGCUGAUGAUGAUAAAGUUGUCAGUGGUUCUUAUGAUCACACUCUCAAAGUCUGGGACCUUAAGACAGGACAAUGUAACAUGACUCUUAGGGGACACACUGAUGCCGUCCUCUGUCUGCAGUUUGAUAAAACGAAAGUUAUUUCUGGCUCCAAAGAUACCACAAUCAAGUUGUGGAGGUUAUACGAUGGCCAGUGUCGGCUUUCCUUAUAUGGUCAUGAGGGGGCAGUAACUUGUCUCCAGUUUGAUGACAGUCGUAUUGUUAGCGGUGCCCUGGACCGACUCAUCAAGAUAUGGGACUUCACUGGACAUUGUCUCCACACAAUGGAUUGGAUCAAAUCUGAAGGACACACUGGAGUAGUUAGACACUUGCAAGCUGACAGCUGGAAGAUUAUCAGUGCAGCUGAUGAUAAGACUCUUAAAGUUUGGAGCGUUCAAUCAGGCGAGAGAUUAUUAACACUCAAAUCUCACACUGACGGUGUCACUUGUCUUCAAUUUAAUGAUCAAGUGAUUGUGUCUGGUUCUUAUGACAAAAGUGUGAAGCUUUGGGACUUCUCUGUCUGCUAGAACUUAUUAUUGCCAUUGUGUAUAAUAUUUUAUUUUUAAAUUCAAUAUCAUCAUCAUUUUUAUUGUC